Dermacentor andersoni is the source of this 716-nucleotide messenger RNA. The record is from RefSeq and is a predicted model, not a curated record. Lineage: Eukaryota; Metazoa; Arthropoda; Arachnida; Ixodida; Ixodidae.
GGUUGAGAAAGAGGGAGCACGAAAGGGCGGGCGGCGGCGCUUCAGGAUCAAAGUAUUAUAUGGUUACUUGUUCUUUGCGUGCAUACACUUCGUCCUCAGUUAUUAGGCCUAUAACCGCACAUGCAGAGCUGUUUGUUGCUCGCAUAGGUGGUGGCUGAUGCCUACAGAAGCCUAUAGUGCCUAAAGCUAGUGGUGGUACUGGUGAUAGCGGUGCUUCAGCGCGUCACCGGAGGCGUUAUCGAACCGGCAGCAUUAGCGAACGAACGACGACGCAGGCACCACGAAGUGCCUGUGUCCCGCCGCCUUCUCGGGUCCGGCGUGCCUGGACGACGUGGACGAAUGCCGGCUGCGAAGGCCGUGCGGUCGCUUCAGCGUGUGCACCAACAUGUACGGGUCGUUCCGCUGCGACUGCAUGCCCGGAUUCCAGCUGCAGGCUCACCUCUGCGUCCGCGAGAUAUCUUGCGAGGAAGGCCCCUGCCUGAACGGUGGCUCCUGUGUCACCCGCGAAGACCUCACAGAUGUCUGCUACUGCAAGAUUGGAUUCAGGGGCCGACUCUGCGAGAUAGCUGUGCCCGAGUGUUCAUUGGGAACAUGCCCUCACGGCACCUUCUGCGUGAGCACCCGGCGUGGAUUUCGUUGUCUUCGAAGCCUAAGGGACCUACGGCCGGGUUACCGGCUGCCCUGGAAAUAAACGUGCACCGCGUGUGUCUAGCGAC